AUGGUGUGUAUUCCGGAGGGUUUUGGUGGAUGCCGGAGGUGUAGGACGGAGGCUUUCCGGCGAAAAAGGAGUUCCGGCAAAGGGAGAACGGCUAACGGUCGGCGCGAAGUCAGUUUCGAGCGGAGGCAAGAGAUUUCUGGCGAGAAAGGAAGUUUUCCGGUCAGGUACCCUUCCAUUUCGGAACCCAUGGGUAGCAAUACUGCUAUAGCCUUUAGUGACUCUGAAGAUCUGAUCAACCAAGCUGAAUACGAAGGUGAGGAAGAUUGUGAGGUGCCAGGGGAAUUGGAUAGACUUCUACAACAAGAGGAAAGAGUAAUUCAGCCUCAUGAAGAGCAGUUGGAUACAAUCAACUUGGGAACUGAGGAAGACAAGAAGGAAAUCAAGAUAGGUUCCAAUCUAGAGCCGAGUGUCAAAGAGCGCCUAAUUCAUCUAUUGCAUGAUUAUGUUGAAAUCUUCGCCUGGUCAUACGAAGACAUGUCGGGACUCGAUACAGACAUUGUGGUUCAUCGUCUCCCCACAAGAGAAGACUGUCCACCGGUGAAACAAAAGGUCCGCCGCAUGAGACCUGACAUGUCCGAGAAGAUCAAAGCAGAAGUUAUGAAGCAGUUCAAUGCUGGAUUUCUGGCUGUUACUUCCUAUCCAUAA
Molecule: messenger RNA, 645 nt
Organism: Vicia faba (fava bean)
Lineage: Eukaryota; Viridiplantae; Streptophyta; Magnoliopsida; Fabales; Fabaceae
Source: the annotation of a GenBank genome assembly